Molecule: messenger RNA, 609 nt
Organism: Peronospora matthiolae
Lineage: Eukaryota; Oomycota; Peronosporomycetes; Peronosporales; Peronosporaceae
Source: the annotation of a GenBank genome assembly
AUGUCGUUGGCAGCGGGAGCCAAGGCGCUAAGUGCAAUCGAGUUUCUCCGUCUUUGUGGACGUCUCAAGACUUUAAAACGCACUGGAUGGGUCAAUAACAACGUGACGCUGCCCGAGUCUGUAGCUGACCAUAUGUACCGCAUGGGAAUGUGCUGCAUGCUACUAGAAGAUGCGAAUGAGACUAUCAAUCGCUCCAAAUGUCUCAAGAUGGCCAUUGUGCAUGACUUGGCAGAAUCACUCGUGGGAGACAUCACGCCUUACGAUGGUGUUGCUCAAGAGGAUAAGCAUCGCAUGGAGAAGGAGGCCCUGGACGAAAUUUGCAGCGCUUUGGGUGACACGUCAUCGGCUACCGAGAUCCGUGCGCUCUGGAAUGAGUACGAAGAGGGAUCAUCCGAAGAGGCGAAAAUCGUCAAGGACUUUGACAAAUUCGAGAUGAUCUUACAAGCUGACGACUACGAGAAAGCCCACGACAUCUCGCUCGGAGACUUUUUCCAGAGCACGAAUGGAAAGUUCCGCACGCCACUAGUUCAGUCCUGGGCCGCGGAGCUUUCUUUGCAGCGCAAUGCCCGUCUCAAGAACAAGGAGCUGUCAAGUAUACCUGAGACAUAA